AGAACGCAAGGUGUCAGUACAAUACAAGAAUACAUUUCAAAUGUUUCUCCCCCUAUAUUUCUGCCAUUGUUGGUCUGUCAAACGCUAUGCACGGAGGACGGCCGUUAGCACGACGAUAAAAGGAGUCAACUAAACGAUGUUUUUUAUGCUAAAAUAAACGUUUCUUUUCUUUUGAUUCGACAAGUAUGCCAAUGAAGUGGUCGUAUCAGUGGUUUCAUCGUGUCUAAGGGGUACUUUAGUCGCCAUGAAUGACAACAGACAAAGGAGGAUAUGGGACUGCUGGAGGACUGUUUUGCAGAUAUCAUUGCUGCUGUGCUUGGGAAAACAGGUUGCGGCUCAAAUAAGGUAUUCCAUUCCAGAAGAGGUAAAAGAAGGAUCAACUGUAGGAAAUAUUGCUAAGGACUUGGGCCUUGAUGUUAGUACUUUAGUAGAAAGAAGGCUUCGUCUCGUUCCUGGCUCUGAUAUCUCCAUUUUCCAGUUAAACUUAAACAAUGGCGUUUUAUACGUAAAUAAGGAAAUCGAUAGAGAGAAAAUAUGUGAUGGGAACCAUCCAUGCUUGAUCAAUCUAAAAAUAGUUGUUGAAGAUCCUCUUGAGAUUCAUUAUAUAGGAGUUGAAAUUACAGAUGUAAAUGACCAUUCUCCUAUAUUUACUGAGAAAGAAAAGCGUCUAGAGAUAGCUGAAUCCACUAUUCAAGGAACCCGUUAUCAAUUACAAGCCGCUCGUGACCCUGACGUGGGUGUAAAUUCAGUGCGCGUGUACAAAUUAAGCCAGAACGAACAUUUUGAUGUAGAAAUAAGGGACAGAGGAGAAGACAAACUUCCUUUCUUGGUUCUACAAAAGCCCCUGGAUCGCGAGCGCAAAGCUGAGCAUAGUUUAAUUUUAACUGCAAUUGAUGGAGGAAGUCCUAAUAGAUCAGGUACGUUAAACAUAACCAUUGUUGUUCUUGAUGUUAAUGACAACCAUCCCGUGUUUAGUCAAGAUGUAUAUACAACAAUUUUGGAGGAAAACACGCCAAUAGGAACACUAGUACUAAAAAUACUGGCAAAAGAUUUUGAUGAAGGUCCAAAUGGUGACGUGUCCUAUGAUUUUGGAGGUGACGAAAACGCAUUCGAUAUUUUCGGGUUAGAUAAAUUUACUGGUGAAAUCCGAGUAAAAGGUCAGGUAGACUUUGAAAAGAAUAAUAUCUACAAACUAGAUGUUCAUGCUUCUGACAGUGGUCAGCCACCACUGACCACAGACUGUAGAGUUAUUAUAAAGAUACUAGAUGUAAAUGACAACAAGCCCAACAUAGAGGUGACCUCACUGUCUAGUAUAGUUCCUGAAGAUGCCAGACCUGGUACUGUAAUUGGGCUCAUUAGCGUUAAUGACAGAGACAGUGGUGUAAAUGGGAAAGUUGUAUGUUCACUAUCAGAAAGUGCACCAUUCGAAUUAAAGCCAUCAGUUCAGGACAGCAUAUACGCAUUAGCGACUAAGAGACAUCUAGACCGAGAACUCGUCCCACAUUUUGACAUUACAAUAUAUGCAACUGACUUAGGUCAGCCUUCUCUAACCACCACUAAAAUACUAAGUGUCCAGAUCUCAGAUGUAAAUGACAACAAACCAGUGUUUCUUCUCAACCCUCUUGACCUCUAUAUAAAUGAGAAUAAUUCUCCAGGUGCAUCCAUAUUUUCUGUUAGCGCAUCGGACAAAGAUGUUCAAGAAAAUGCUUUGUUAUCCUAUCAUAUUUUAAAGUCCGAUGACAAAAACAAAGACAAGAUGUUAUUCCUAAAUAUAAACUCUGAAACAGGUGUUAUUUAUGCACUAAAAAGUUUCGACUUUGAAAUGCAAAAAAAGUUUCAGUUCCACGUGCUCGCUACAGAUUCAGGAACUCCACCACUGAGCAGCAACGUCACAGUGAACGUGUUCAUUCUGGAUCAGAACGACAAUCUUCCAGUGAUCUUAUAUCCAGUCAAUUCCAAUGGAUCUGCUGAAGGUGUGGAGGAGGUUCCUCGCAAUGUGAACGCAGGACAUUUAGUGACUAAAGUAAGAGCCUAUGACGCAGAUAUAGGAUACAACGGCUGGUUACUAUUUUCACUGCAGGAAGUGAGUGACCACAGUCUGUUUGGUUUGGAUCGCUAUACUGGACAGAUAAGAACCCUCCGCUUAUUCACAGAGACAGAUGAAGCUCUGCAUAAACUGAUCAUACUGGUCAAGGACAAUGGCAACGUGUCCCUUUCAGCAACAGCAACGGUGAUUGUCAAAGUUGUGGAGCCCAAAGAGGCGUUUGCAGCUUCUGAUAUAAGAAACGGAGUAAAGGACGAGGAGAAUAAUGACAUUACAUUUUAUUUGAUCAUCACUUUGGGGUCAGUUUCAGUGCUUUUUAUCAUUAGUAUCAUUGUGUUAAUUGUAAUGCAAUGUUCCACAUCUACAGACUAUUCCUCUAAGUAUUUGCAAGAUACAAAUUAUGAUGGGACCCUUUGCCACAGCAUCCAGUACAGAUCAGGAGAUAAACGCUACAUGUUAGUUGGACCCAGAAUGAGUAUUGGUUCUGCUAUAAUUCCGGGGAGUAAUGGGAAUACUCUAGUGAUACCAGAUCGAAGAAGUAGAGCAUCUGGAGAGGUAAGAGUGCUUUGCUCUAUUUUAUGUAUUAAUAUUAAAUGA
Messenger RNA from Astyanax mexicanus (Mexican tetra), 2641 nucleotides. RefSeq names its product protocadherin alpha-8-like. The transcript has a single exon. Gene Ontology annotation, biological process: homophilic cell-cell adhesion. The record is from RefSeq and is a predicted model, not a curated record. Gene Ontology annotation, cellular component: plasma membrane. Gene Ontology annotation, molecular function: calcium ion binding. Lineage: Eukaryota; Metazoa; Chordata; Actinopteri; Characiformes; Acestrorhamphidae. The coding region runs from base 245 to 2641 and encodes 798 amino acids.